UUAACGGAUUAAAUUUUGAUUUUUUUUUGAAGUUGACAUAAAAGUUGACGUUCUGAAGUUCUGUUUUAAUUUUACUUCACUCUGAAUUUAGAAAGAAGGCUUUACAAAUUCCUGACGAAAUUCUGCUCUCAUAUUUUUACAAUCAGAGUUCUAUACUUUUAGUGCGAUAAGUAUUUUUUGAGAAAAUAGCCAGAAUAAAGAACCCAGAAUCACCAGGUGGCAAGUGCAUACUUACUUACACUUACACCUGCCUUGACAAAUUUUUGAAAAUAAAAUCAGGAUUCAGGAUAAUUGAAAAUAAAGUACAAACUAUAUUUAUAAAUAUGUCGGAAAUAUGUAAAGAAGGACAUCGAAUUCUUUUGAACGCCUUGAAAAUUUUCAUGGCGAAGGACCUCGUCGGAGAAUCGCCAGUGAUUCUUGCUGCGGAAAAUGAUCAAAGAUUGAUCGAAGAAUGUACGCAUUCGUACAAAAGAAAAAAAUUUCCUCGAGGCCUGUUUAAUAAAACUCGAAUCAUUGUUAACGGAGAAGAGUUUGAUGCCACAAUAGAAUUACAGCGACAUUUCAAGAUAAACGAAGAAGAUAUUAUUACCAUUGAUAUGGGUGUCCAUAUUGAUGGGUACCCAUCAAUAGUCGCUUGGUCAACGAUCGCCAAAAACAAAAUCACAAAAUUCAAAGGCGAUAAAGCUGAUGUAUUCAAGUGUAGUCACCAAGCGUUUAAAGCUGUCGUGAUGUCGAUGAUCGAUGGAUGCCAAAUAACAAAAAUCGAAAACAUAUUGAAACGAUUUAGUACGACGUAUGGAUGCUGUUUGAAAACGGGCAUAUGUUGUGAAGUCGGAAAGGUCAUCAAUAGUAAUAACACGACUACGGUUAUGCCUAGCAAGGAAGUCGAUGUAAUUAAGAAUGACUCUCGUUACCUCGUUCAUGUCAGUAUGUCCAAAAGCAUUUCGGCGGAUAAAAUUGCCGAAGUUCAAUAUAAAUUGAUUAUGCACGUGACUCCCAACGGCCCUCCUAAAAAAAUUUCGCUAAGAUUGAUCAAUUGUUUUAGUUCCAAAACAAUAUUGAUCGAUGAGGAUUUAAAAGAACUUUUGAAAAUGAAUAAUACAUCUACGGUGUCGGAUAGUCAAGCAGAGGAUAAAAAAACCACCUACAACGAAUUAGUCGAACAAGUCAGGCAUUUGACAAUAAAACUACAAUCAAUGGAAGAAGAUAUGAAAAAAGAGAGAGAAGAAAGAGAAAAAGAGAGAGAAGAAAGAGAAAAAGAGAGAGAAGAAAGAGAAAAACAGAAAGAAGAUAUCCAAAAAAUACUACGAUCAAUACAAGAAGAUAUAAAAAAAGAGAGAGAAGAAAGAGAAAAAGAAAAAGAAGAAAGAGAAAAACUGAAAGAAGAUAUCCGAAAAAUUAAGGAAUAUGCGGCAAUACUGAGCUCUAUUCAAAACAUACUUCUAACAUAUCGAAAAAGUCGGAAUCUGUAAAUAAUUCUCUGGCUAAGUACUUCUUGUAAAACCCUGGUAGCAUCAUCUAGCAUCCAAAGGAAUACAAGAAAAGAAGCGGUAUUCGCAUAUGCGAGUUCAAUAAAUUGCUUUGAAAGUUCAAAAAAUGUGUAUCAAAUGUUUCAAUCCAUGUAGGUAUGAAUCUAUUUUCAAUUUUCAGGGGAGACAAAUUCACACUGCUGAUGAUCUUUGUGCUAUGGCAUUGCAGAUAUUGAAAGAGCAGAGAGAUAUACUGCUUGAUAGAGAGACUCUGCUCAAGAGAUUUGAACACCUGGAAGACAUGAUGAAUUUGCUUGUCACACAGAACAGCGAUUCCGGUGAAAAUACAAAAUAAUGCUGCAAUGAAUUUUUCUUUCCACAAUGACAUCUUCUUUAUUUUUGUGUAUUUUUUAAAAUACAACACGUUUAUGUAUUAGUUGAACAAAAUACAAUUUUUUAAUUUUUCUUCAACAACA
This is a messenger RNA of Planococcus citri (citrus mealybug), 1945 nucleotides long. Its product is annotated as merozoite surface protein 9-like. The record is from RefSeq and is a predicted model, not a curated record. The transcript is spliced from 9 exons. Bases 324 to 1472 code for a protein of 382 amino acids. NCBI's taxonomy places the organism in Eukaryota, Metazoa, Arthropoda, Insecta, Hemiptera, Pseudococcidae.